Anneissia japonica is the source of this 1602-nucleotide messenger RNA. RefSeq lists its product as uncharacterized. Gene Ontology annotation, molecular function: nucleic acid binding. The record is from RefSeq and is a predicted model, not a curated record. Gene Ontology annotation, biological process: DNA integration. Lineage: Eukaryota; Metazoa; Echinodermata; Crinoidea; Comatulida; Comatulidae. The transcript has 2 exons. Bases 1 to 1602 code for a protein of 533 amino acids.
AUGAAUGACCAGCACCGUAAAAAGACAGCUUUUGUUACCAAACAUGGGUUGUAUGAAUUCAUUAAAAUGCCAUUUGGUCUCUUCAAUUGCCCCGCAACCUUCUCAAGGGCUAUGGGUUUAGUGCUGAGGGGACUCACAUGGAAUACGGUACUGGUAUUUGUGGUAUUGGGUAAGGCAUUCGAAGAUCAUUUAAGUAACUUAGCAUGCGUUCUUGAAAGGUUUUGUCAGAGUAACUUAGAGCUUAAACCUAAAAAGUGUGUUUUCUUUCAGAAGAAGGUUGAGUUUUUGGGACGUGUCGUCAGCGACGACACGUUAUCAGUUUCCGAUACCGAUGUCCAAACCGUCCAAGAAUGGCCUACUCCAAAGAAGGUGAAAGAGCUGCAACAAUUCUUAGGAUUGACGAACUACCAUAGGGAAUUAAUCAGCAAUUUCGCUGAUAUUGCAGCACCAUUUUACCGUCUUACCUGUAAAGACAGUGACUUCGACUGGGGAGAGCAGCAGCGAGCUUUUAAACUACUCAAAGCCGCAUUAACACAACCCCCAGUACUCGCAUUACCAAACGGAGAAGAUGAAUUUAUACUAGAUGUUGAUGCAUCAGAUCAAGCUCUUGGUGGAGAACUCCUCCAAGUCCAGGAUGGUCAAGAAAAGGAUAACGGAUCCAGAGUGUAUGCUGUACAACCAGAUGCUAAAGCUACUUGCUGGGGCUACUCUUUGGAUGUAAUAAAACAGGGCCAGAAAAACGAUCCCGACCUUCCACCCAUCCUAGACUGGUUGAAGAACGGCGAGCCAUUAGAAAAGACGCUCUUUAUAUCCAGCGCUUCAACUAAAUUUCUUUUGUUGAACAAAGACCGUCUACAAUUAACCGAUGAGGAAAUCCUGUUCAUACAGCAGGAGAACGCUACUGGGCUCCUCUUAGUACUAUCCAGGGAGUGGCAGAUGGAAGCCAUACGGCUACACCAUGACCUACCGUCACCUGGGCACCAGAGAAUAGCGAGAACAAAAUUUAGAUUGAAGGAAAUGUUCUGCUGGCACGGUAUGGGUAAGGAUGUAGAAAGAUAUGUGUUAACUUGUGAAAUAUGUAAUCGUAGCAAGAAAUCCACUCGCAGGGGUAAAUAUCCGAUGACCGAGUUUCAUGCUGGGAUACCGAUGGAGCGGGUGCACAUAGAUUUCCUGGGCCCCCUACACAAAACUGAACUGGGCAACGUUUAUAUACUAAUGAUGGUUGAUAAAUUUACGAAAUGGGUUGAGAUCAGUCCCGUUCCCUCCCAAACCACCGAGGUGAAUGCGAGGGCAUUGGAGGGGGAUUUCUUCUCCCGCUUUGGGGUUCCCUUCCAGUUACACUCUGAUCAGAGGAGGAAUUUUGAAAGUGAAUUGUUUAACUCUUUAUGUCAAGUCUUACAGAUUCACAAGACCCGUACUACCAGCUAUCGGCCGUCAGCCAACGGUCAAGUAGAGCGGUUUAAUCGUACGUUGAUGGAUGCGGUAAGAUGUUAUGUUGGCAAGAGACAGAAAGACUGGGAUGUCCAUCUUCCGAAACUUGCUGGUGCAUUACGCGCCACAGUAAUUUACUCCGAACAUGCUGAUGCUAGGCCGGGAAAUUAA